Molecule: messenger RNA, 3243 nt
Organism: Mucor velutinosus
Lineage: Eukaryota; Fungi; Mucoromycota; Mucoromycetes; Mucorales; Mucoraceae
Product: asparagine synthetase
Exons: 4
Coding region: 1-3243 (1080 amino acids)
Biological process (GO): histone catabolic process; regulation of DNA-templated transcription
Cellular component (GO): Lid2 complex
Molecular function (GO): zinc ion binding; ubiquitin-protein transferase activity; chromatin binding
Source: RefSeq, a predicted model, not a curated record
AUGUCUGACAUCAAGACAGCACACAAUACAAGAGAAACCGAAUUGAGUGAUGGAACCACAGUCUAUAUCAAUGGCGAACCUUAUUAUAUCGGCCGAGUCAUGGAGUUCUGCACAUCACACAAACGCAAAGGGCUACAAGUGCGUAUUGCCUGGUACAACAGAAUGAAGGACAUCAUCAACCGUAAGACGGCAGAUUCUUGUCUGCUGGUGGCAACCAUGCAUUCAGACAUCUACCCAGUGUCUUCCAUCCGUGGCAAGUGCACUGUGAUGCACAAGCACUAUGUCCCCAACAUUGAUGUCUAUAGAAAGCAGCAAGACCAUUUUUACUACAACCAGCUCUACGAUAGAUACAUACAGCGUGUCUACGAUGUGGUGCCAUGUGAAACAGUGCAAAAUGUACCCAUGGAUACAUUGGAGGCUCUCAAAUCAAGGUAUCAAUUCAUCGCCGUGGAGCAGGGAAAGGCGGCUGAUUUAACAGUGGCAAGAAGAAUAUGCUGCGUCUGUCAGCAAUGGUGCCAGAGUGCCAUGUCUGUCAAAUGCGCUGCCUGCCACAAGAGCUUCCACAUGUCCUGCCUCAACCCUCCUCUGGCCCGCAAACCAUCCAAGGGCUUUGCUUGGCAAUGCGCCUAUUGCACCCGUCAAGAACAACUGGCUGAAUCUAACCCGGAAAGCCCUGUCACCAGUGUUACCUCGCAUACGCGCUCCUCAUCCAAAGCAUCAUCUCCAGAGACCUCUGAUUCCCAACAACAGACAACCAAAGAACUCAGUAUCGCUGCUGCUACUGCGGCUGUCGUUGCUACCAAGACCGAGCUCAAAAGACAGAUGCGCGCUACUCGCUCUCAAGUCAAACAACAGCAGCAACAAGAAACACUAUUGCUCAAUGCCAUGGUUGCUGAAGACGCAUCAGCCAACUCUUUCAACACAUCAUCACCCAAUUGCAGCAGAAAAUCAAAUCCCACCAUCAAAAGGGAAGGACCACAAGCACAACACAUGAAUAUGACCAACAUGUGGCCAUUUCGCUAUUUUGGUGUCAAUACAGCCAUUACAGAUAUUCUGGAUGUGGAUGAUCGUAUCUACCCAAGAGCCAAGAGCCGAAUUGGCACUAAAUACCAAGCCAAUGUGCCCGAUUUCGUUCCACCCUCUCGCCAAUCUCGCCAUUCAUCAUCUACACCAGCAGCUUCAAGAUCACCUCGAGGCUUAUGGCCAGAAGAAGGCAGUGUAAAUAAAGAAGCACAGAAUGUGCUGGAUCACCAGACACCCACCAAAGACACCAGUGAUCAGGACGACAUGGCAUCGCCCUUCUCUGGCAGCUCUGACCUGACGAGCAGCAUGCGACCUACAAGAGGCACCGAUGACACAGUGACAGUAAUCUACCGACCAGGCAUUUUGAAUGAAUUGACCAUUGAUCACUACGUGGAUAGUGUGAAAAAGCUAAAGAACAUUCCUCUGCCGCCACACAAUUCAGAUCUGAUGGACAGAGCACUGUAUGAAUUGGAGCUAAACAACUAUGAUACGGAAACGGCUUAUGACAACAUGUCAAAGCUGAAUGGAGACGAUUUCAAGCAUGUUGUGGAGUGGACACCUGCCGAGAUGGAGGCAUUCGAGCAAAGCAUCCGCGAUCAUGGCCACGACCUCAACUAUGCCAAGGCUGCAGUCAAGACAAAGGACAUGGCGGAUAUUGUACGCUACUUUUAUCAGUGGAAAAAGACAGACCGUUAUGAGCCCGUCUACUCUGAAUGGACCAAGGUGUACAGACCUCUCAAAAAGUUCAAAAGGUUCCCUCGAGACAUGGAAAGAGAAGCAGAAGAGGCUCGGCUGGAGAAAGAAAACGAAAUGGCAGUAGAGCAUGGAGAGCACACCGACCUCACGAUUGUGCCCAGAUCCACCUACGCAUCCAGGAAUUACCAAUGCAUGAACUGCUUGACAGAGCAAUCCAGAAUAUGGAGACGAUCACCAUCUGACUUUGACAGAAAGAGAAAAGUGUUUAGCAAAGUGCUCUGCAACGAUUGCGGUGUCUUUUGGCUGAAAUACGCAAAAACGAAGCCUAUAUCACCAGAAACAAGAAUCGCCAAUGUCACCAUGAGUUCAGCAUCCAACAAUGGACCGCUCUCGGGAGGAGACAAUAAACGAAAGAGAAGUGAAUCUCAUAGCAGCAGCAUGAAACAGCGACUCAAUGAUGACCAGGAGUAUUUGGAAUUUAAUCCCUCAUCAUGCACCAUCUGCCAUAUCAUGAGUGGCCCACCCAACAGUCUGUAUACAUGCUAUUCGUGUGGUAUGUCGGUGCAUCACGAUUGCUAUGGUGUCAAGGACAAGACAGAGCAUAUUGGCUGGCAAUGUGAUCCAUGCCAAAACAGAAAGAAACCAGUGGCCUCUUACAACUACGAGUGCGUGCUAUGCUACAAUACCACAUCCAAACAUCAAGCGCUUAAAAUGACAUCUGGCUACUGCUGGGCUCAUGUGCAAUGUGCCGUAUUUAUCCCUGAGGUCAAAUUCGUAAAUCCUUCAACGUUGUCACCUGUGGAGUACAUUGGCUGCGUCAAUCCAGCAAGAACCGAGGCUCAGUGUUCCCUAUGCGAUGAUCAGCGUGGUGCCUGUAUCGCUUGUUCCGAAUGUAACAAAACCAUGCAUGUUCAAUGCGCUGUGGACAACAAUUAUCGCUUGCUAUUUGAGAUACUGCCACCCAAUGCUAAAAGCCAUCGACAUCAAUCCCAUUGUCCAGCCAUACCUGCUGGCCACUUCAGCACCAACUCUGCCGCUGGCAUCAUGGUGCCUCAAGUCAUUUGUCCUAGCCAUAGUCUCACGGGUAAACAGCUAGUUCGUAUUGAAGAGAGAACAGCCAACGAAUCAAGAAAAAGCGCUCUGUAUACCUUUUGCAACUAUUUCAAGCGCAUCUCAAGUAACAGCACUCCAGCCAUGCGUAGAUAUCUAGCUUCCUCUGCAUACAACCACACCAAAAAGAUGUCUAAGAAGAUGCCCUCUCAAUUAGAUGCUCUUGUUGAUUCACUCACCAUGGACGCUUCCCUAUCAUCCUACGCUGGCUCUCAUGAAUCUCGCUCAAGAGCAAUCUUAACGUCGCUAUCCCCCUCUUCAUCAGCAUCAUCAGCAUCCUCUCGUUCAUGCAGCCAAUGCCCUGCCAAAUUCUCGCCCAUUUGGUGGAGCGUGGGUUCAGACCCCUAUUCCCUUCAAAGAUUGUGCCAACGUUGUCACAACAAAGAACAACUCGAUCAGCAACAUGUACAUUAA